Messenger RNA from Amyelois transitella, 402 nucleotides. RefSeq lists its product as uncharacterized. NCBI's taxonomy places the organism in Eukaryota, Metazoa, Arthropoda, Insecta, Lepidoptera, Pyralidae. The record is from RefSeq and is a predicted model, not a curated record. The coding region runs from base 23 to 340 and encodes 105 amino acids. The transcript is spliced from 2 exons.
UGGAUAAACAAGUGUAAUCAAUAUGAAGUGUAUAAUUCCGAUUUUAAUGUUAUUUGCCUGGAACACGUUUGGUAAGGAAACUGUUCUGUAUAUGGCACCUGGAGCAGAUUUAUUUGAUCUGAUUCGUGGUAUACCACCUAAAGGUGGAGUACUGAUGUUGUCCAAGGUAGAUGGAACUGAUGGUGAUAAAGAUAAGUUGCCAGAUGGGCUAUAUUACAUUCCAGAAGACGAUGGACUGACUUCCGAAGAUACACCAAUCUUGCAUGUACACAGAAAAACUGAGCAGCCUAAAAAUGAACAAAAACCUGUUCUUGAGGCAGAUAAGAGGGAUACCCAAUGAGGAAAUCGUGGAACACAAGAUCGACCAGUAAUACAUAUUACCUAAGAUUUAUAAUAAUAAAC